Messenger RNA from Lodderomyces jiufengensis, 1248 nucleotides. It is a transcript of the gene KTR2, whose product is annotated as mannosyltransferase. Gene Ontology annotation, biological process: protein N-linked glycosylation; cell wall mannoprotein biosynthetic process. Gene Ontology annotation, cellular component: membrane; Golgi apparatus. Gene Ontology annotation, molecular function: alpha-1,2-mannosyltransferase activity. NCBI's taxonomy places the organism in Eukaryota, Fungi, Ascomycota, Pichiomycetes, Serinales, Debaryomycetaceae. The transcript has a single exon. The record is from RefSeq and is a predicted model, not a curated record. The coding region runs from base 1 to 1248 and encodes 415 amino acids.
AUGUUGAAAUUAUCCACUAUCCUAUUUGGAGUAGUGCUAGCUAUCAAUUACUACUUGGCCAUUAAGUAUCACCAACAAACUGGUCAAAGUUCUCCCAUCAAUCAUGACAAUACAAAUUCAAUUGAGUAUAAUCCAUUAGCUAAAGGUCAACCCAAACUUGCAACUAAUCAAUACCUCACUAAGAAGUUUCCACCUAGAGAUUUAUCUCAAAUUGGUAAAGAAAAUGCAACAAUGGUCAUGCUUGUUAGAAAUAGUGAAUUAGAAGGUGCAUUGUCAUCAAUGAGAUCAUUAGAAGAUAGAUUCAAUCGAGAAUUCAGAUAUCCUUGGGUGUUUUUAAAUGAUGAACCAUUCGAUGAAGAAUUUAUUGAAAAGACAAGUCUAAUGUCAAGUGGUAAUACAUUUUAUGAAUUAAUUCCUGAAGAUGAUUGGCAACCUCCUUCAUAUAUCAAUAAAACCAAAUUAGAUGAAAACUUAUACAAUUCAAGACAAAGUGUGCUAUAUGGAGGUGUUAGAUCAUAUAGAAAUAUGUGUCAUUUCAAUUCUGGAUUUUUUUAUAAACAAAAGAGAUUAUUAAAUUAUGAUUGGUAUUUUAGAGUUGAACCAGAUGUUGAAUAUAUGUGUGAUUUCCAAUAUGAUCCUUUCCGAUUAUUGCGGGAAAAUAAUAAAGUGUAUGGAUUCAUAAUAGCUAUAACUGAAUAUGAAAAUACUAUUCCAACAUUAUGGGAAACUGUUGAAAAUUUCAUGGAAAAAUAUCCAAACUAUUUACAUAAAAACAAUGCUUUAAAAUUUUUAACAACUCAUGAAACUUCAUUAACUCAUCAUAUGAAUUUUUCAAAUGCAACUGGUGAUUAUAAUUUAUGUCAUUUUUGGUCAAAUUUUGAAAUUGGUAAUUUAAAUUUUUUCAGAAGUAUAGAAUAUGAAACAUUUUUCAAGUUUUUGAGUGAAGCUGGUGGUUUUCAUUAUGAAAGAUGGGGAGAUGCUCCAGUUCAUUCUAUAGGUUUAAGUUUAUUAGCAGACAAGAAAGCUAUACAUCAUUUUGAAGAUAUUGGUUAUUAUCAUGCACCAUUUUUAGCUUGUCCACAUUCAGAAGAUAUCAUUGCCUCUAAAAGAUGUAUAUGUAAACCAAGGGAUCUGCAAGAAAACAUAAACAGAACAAUUGAUGUUAAUGCUCAUAGUUGUUUAUCUAGAUGGUGGAAAUAUGGUGGUGGUAAAACUUUUUUGAAUGAAAUUGAUUACAAAAGGUGGUGA